AUGGCGGGUUUAGACUCGCGCACUCCUUUGAGUGUCACCAAAAGGUCUUCGCAUACACGAUAUUCGCAUGCGCCUAAACCCUCGCGGCAGAAAGAUUUUGAUGUCGAGAAACAUGGGUACCACGAGGACGAUGACGACGAAGACGACGAUGAGGACUCCGAUUAUUCUUCCGACCCAUCCUCCCCAGCUUCAUCCCGCGACAUCUCCGGCCUAUACUCCUCGAGCCGGCCGAUCCUUCGGAGGAAGUCCUCAGCAGGCUCUCAGAGGCAAGCCUCGUCGUACAGGCUACCAAGUAGGGUGGUUCGAUACUUAUGCCUCGGGCUGAUUUCCACCAUUGUCGUGUUUAUAUUAUUCCUCAUACGCAUGAGUGUUAUCUCGUCGAAUAAAAUCGCAGUCGGGGAUUUAGGGGAGCGACCGCCACCGCCUCCGGCUCCGUGGGAGUCGUUCCCUUUUCUAUCCAGAUAUUAUGGCGGUAUACGAUCGUUGGUGCCGCUGUCAGAAAACAAACCGGAAUAUCCAUUGCCUGCUGAUGAGCUACCGCUAUCAAACGAUACUUCAGCCGACGCAACUUUGCCUGCGCGAGAAAUCCCUACAAGCAAACCCUUCGAAGCAUACAAACACCUUACUUCGGCAGAUUAUUUGCGUGAAUAUGCACCUGUCCAGGAAUGCUUCAUUGACGCAAAAUCAACAGUUCCUGUUCCAUCCGUGUAUUACUACAGCGGUAGACCUAGCGGGUUUCCUGACCAUGCAAUGGGUUCUUAUGAUAUACUUGGAUUACCAGAAGAUAUUUGCUUCGAACGUUAUGGCCGUUUAGGGCCUUACGGCCAUGGUUAUGGAGUCAAAUAUGGAGGCAUGGGGACUGGCCUGCAGGGGGAUAUGGAAGGUUCGAGGGCUGUUUGGGCGGGAAAGUCUGGCUCGGGGCUCAAUCAAAUUGACUACCGGAAAGUAGACUGGGCGGAUGCGCAGAAGAAAUGCUAUAAGGCAAAUGCCGCGCGCUUUGAUCCACUAGUCCCUAAGGCUAAGCUACCGACUACAUUUUCAGUCCUCGAUAGAGACGGGACCGCUCUGCGGAAAAGAGCCGAACCAGGUCGCACGAAUGCCACAUUAGCUCGCAAGACCUUGCCACGAACAGCGGUUGUCAUAAGAGCGUGGGAUGAUUUUGAAUACCGGGAUGAGAAUAUUCUUACCCUCAGAUCCAUGAUCUCGGAACUUUCACUUGGCUCAGGAGGAGAGUACGAUGUGCAUCUCCUGGUUCAAGUUAAGGAUGAGGGCAAGAACCCAGUCUGGGCAGAUGCAGAGACGUAUCAAAAGCACUUGAAUGCAUCUGUGCCUGAAGAGUUUCGCGGUAUCGCGACUCUGUGGAGUCAAACGCAGAUGCUAAUGUUGUAUCAAGGUAUCCAUGAUACAUUCGCACGGGACCUUCCUGUUCAUGGUCCGUACCGGGGCCUCCAGAUGGCCAUUCAGUGGUUUGCUCAAAAACACCAGGAAUACGAAUUUUUCUGGCAUUGGGAACUUGAUAUCCGUUAUACCGGUCAUUACUACAAUCUGUUUUCGCAGAUUGACUCCUGGACCUCAAAACAACCUCGAAAGGGCCUGUGGGAACGAAGCAGCAGGUUCUAUAUCCCGUCCGUGCAUGGUUCAUGGGAAGACUUCAAGCAAAUGGUUAGGGUUCAGACUGAGAUAGGUACUAAAGGUCCGGAUGAUGUUUGGUCUGGGUUGCCAGGUGCCAAGACCCCCCCCCCAGGUCCCAAAGGCGACAAACCGAUUUGGGGACCAGAACGGCCUCAGGAUCCCGCAGACUGGUUCGAGCCCGAUUCCGAUCCAGUUCCUCCCACUACGUACGAGAAAGACAAGUAUACAUGGGGUGUCGGAGAAGAAGCAGAUCUCAUUACUUUCAAUCCUCUCUUUGACCCCGAGGGAACCACAUGGCUCCUACGAGAGGAUGUUACGGGAUACAAUCUCACAGACGGACUUCCGCCUCGGCGUGUAGCCAUCGUUACAUCAUCAAGGAUGUCGAGACGGCUAUUGAAUAUGAUGCAUCGGGAGACGGUCUUCAAGAAGCACCAUGCUUUCUCGGAGAUGUGGGGCCCCACAACUGCUCUACAUCAUGGAUAUAAGGCGGUUUAUUUCCCACACCCAAUGUUCGUCGACCGCGUAUGGCCUACGGCAUACCUCGCCAGUGUGAUGAAUGCUGGCAAGAAUGGCGCAACGGGAGCGUCAAGAACAAGUGUAUUUGGUGAGAGAGAACACAACCUGUUGGGAAUGACAUGGUAUUAUAAUGCUGGUUUUGCGCCGAACUUAUGGAAGAGAUGGCUUGGGCUCAAGGUGGAUAAUUCGGGCGGUGAGGAGUUUGAGCUGACCGCCGAUAAGGGGAAGGAUGGGAAAGGGGCCAAUGGAAUGCCAGGGGGUGAGGGUAGGAUGUGCCUUCCACCUAUGCUCAUCCAUCCAGUCAAGUCCGUGGAUAUGCCAGUCGAGAAGCUUGCUGCAGAGAAAGAUGUACAGGAAAGUGACCCAAGUGCUUGA
Molecule: messenger RNA, 2523 nt
Organism: Venustampulla echinocandica
Lineage: Eukaryota; Fungi; Ascomycota; Leotiomycetes; Helotiales; Pleuroascaceae
Exons: 1
Coding region: 1-2523 (840 amino acids)
Source: RefSeq, a predicted model, not a curated record